CAGGUGUCCCGCGAGAUUGAGAUCCACGCCUCGCUGCUGCACCCCAACGUCGUGCGCCUGUUUGCCGCCUUUGAGGACGCCGACGGAAUCUACCUGGUGCAGGAGUAUGCGUCGCGGGGCGACCUGUACGUGGAGCUGAGCCGGCGGGGCGGAUACAUGCCGGAGGCGCACGUGGUGAAGAAUGUGCUCAUCCCCUUCCUCUCCGCCCUCACCUACAUGCACACGCAGGGCGUGCUGCACCGCGACAUCAAGCCCGAGAACAUCAUGCUGAGCGGGGAGGGGGAGGUGAAGGUGGGGGAUUUUGGGCUGGCCAUCAACACCACCAGGCAAGAGAGUGUGUGUGUGUGUGUGGUGGGCACCCUGGACUAUAUGCCGCCAGAGGUCGGGUGCGAGGACGGCGCGGCGUACGGGCUGCCGGCAGACGCGUGGUGUGUGGGGGUGCUGGCCUACGAGCUGCUGGUGGGGUCGCCGCCCUUUGAGGCCGAGAGCAAGGAUGCCACCUACACCCGUAUCCUGAAGUUGGAGCCCUCCAUCCCCUCCCACCUGUCAGACCAGGCCAAGGGCUUCAUCAGGCAGGCCCUCAAGAAGGACCCCUCCCAGCGCCCAACCGUGCACCAGAUGCUGCGCCACCCCUGGCUGCGCACCUAC
Molecule: messenger RNA, 648 nt
Organism: Chlorella variabilis
Lineage: Eukaryota; Viridiplantae; Chlorophyta; Trebouxiophyceae; Chlorellales; Chlorellaceae
Exons: 6
Biological process (GO): protein phosphorylation; mitotic spindle organization; regulation of cytokinesis
Cellular component (GO): spindle pole centrosome; spindle midzone; spindle microtubule
Molecular function (GO): ATP binding; protein kinase activity
Source: RefSeq, a predicted model, not a curated record